Messenger RNA from Blepharisma stoltei, 1171 nucleotides. The record is from the annotation of a GenBank genome assembly. Lineage: Eukaryota; Ciliophora; Heterotrichea; Heterotrichida; Blepharismidae.
AUGAAUUCUAGCAGCAAGCGAAAUGGGCACCAUGUCAAAUUACUGUGCAUUUUUGAUUGUGCGACAUUUCCUAACUCCCCCCCCCCCUCCGUGAGCGAACAAAACCAUUAGAAAAAUCGCCAUUUUUUGACCAAAAACCCACCCUCCGUGAGUGAACAAAAAUUUUUUUUAAUAGAAAAAAUUUUAAUGGAAAAAAAUUUUGAUAUAUAAGUGAUAAUUAGUAUAAUGAAAUCUAGAGCUAAUUCUGUUUAAUUUUAAACAAAUUGCGUUUUAAAACAUAAAUUUUGCAAAUUAAAUUAAUAUUUGCUUCCCAAUUUUGCAAAUUAGGAUUUUUUUAAAUUUCGAAAAAAAUAUUUUUUAUAAAAUUUAUAUAUAAAUUUUUUUUAAAAAAAAAAAAUUUAACCCCCCUCCGUGAGCGAACAAAAUUUUUUUGUUCGCUCACGGAGGGGGGGGGGGAGUAAGGGAAAAUUUAUUCGAAGCAUUUUUGAUAGUGAGAAAUUUGACCAAAAAACAUAAUUUUGACUAAAUAGCACACUAUUUAAAAAAAAAAUCUUUGAUGAAAUGUACGCUAUUAAGUGCAUGAUCAAUGGACCUGCGCCGCGAAAUGAUAAGUAGCUUUUAUAUAGUAUUCCGCAGUAUUCUAAAUAUUUUAGAAGCUUUUUGCCAAUCUCAUUUUAUCCUCAAUAUAGCUCAGAGUUAGAAUUAUCAGAUAGAAUAAUUCUGCCGAAAUCAGUUUUAUUGGAUAUCUCAAGAUUAAAUCUUCCGAGCCCUUAUUUGUUUAUACUGAAACCAGAGCGAGUCUAUCGUUCCCCUAUAUAUUGUGCUCCUCUAUAUUUCACUUCUGAAGAAGACAUCAUUUAUCUGCCAAUGAUAUUGCUAAAACGCCUUGGUUUCAAAGCAUUUAAGCACCAAAAACAUCAAAAUAACCUGAAAAAUGGGAUUUAUUUGCAAUCUUUGCCUUUAAAGCCUAUAGAUCCUGCAGGCUUUUCAAACUCAUUAUGAUAUGUUUUGCCGAGAUGCCAAAAAGUGAAAGUGUUUGUAUCUAGAACGUUAGCAAUAGAGAGAAUAAGGAGAGGAUUAGUAAAUUAUUCUGUGCUAAAAGAAGGGGAAGAUAUCAAAGUAAGCUCUAGAUAGAUAGCUAAUGGAAAAGAAAUUGUUUUUGUUUAUAUAA